Messenger RNA from Zerene cesonia (dogface butterfly), 660 nucleotides. RefSeq names its product glycine-rich protein 1-like. NCBI's taxonomy places the organism in Eukaryota, Metazoa, Arthropoda, Insecta, Lepidoptera, Pieridae. The record is from RefSeq and is a predicted model, not a curated record. The transcript has 2 exons. Bases 1 to 660 code for a protein of 219 amino acids.
AUGGAUGAGAACGUGUACGAAAGUGUGGGCGGGGCCGGCGGGGCGGGGGGCGCGGGGGGUGCGGGCGGCGCGGGCGCGGGGCGCGGCGCCCUGUACCGCUGGUGGCGCGUGGGCAACGCGUGCCGCCGCCACCGUCGCGCCUCGCAGACGCUCGAGUUCCACCAGCACUACGUGCAGGCGCGCGGGGGCGCGGGCGGGGGCGCGGGCGGGGGCGCCGGCGGGGGCGCGGGCGCCGGGCGCGGCGCGGGGCGCGGCGUGCUGUGCGUGGGGCUGGUGGGCGAGCGGCUGUCGGCCUCGUGCUCCACCAUCGACGCGCCGUGCGUGCUGCUGCUGCGCCGCCACGCGCCCGCCGCGCACCUGCUGCCCGAGAGCCACCGCGCCGCGCUGCCGCCGCACCGCCACGCGGUGGAGGAGGGCGCGUGCUGCGAGGCGGACGAGCCGGCGGGCGGCGCGCGCGCCGGCAGCGCCUCGCCCGAGCGCGCGCGCUCGCCCGCCGCCGCGCCGCCCGCCGCGCACGCCGCACACGCCGCACACGCCGCGCACGCCGCUCACGCCGCACACGCCGCACACGCCGCGCACGCCGCAGUUGCCGCGCGCGCCGACGCCAGCGACAGCGACUCCGACGGCGACGAGUCGUCCGCGUGCGGCGACCAGUACUGA